Messenger RNA from Venustampulla echinocandica, 666 nucleotides. RefSeq lists its product as uncharacterized. The record is from RefSeq and is a predicted model, not a curated record. The transcript is spliced from 2 exons. NCBI's taxonomy places the organism in Eukaryota, Fungi, Ascomycota, Leotiomycetes, Helotiales, Pleuroascaceae. The coding region runs from base 1 to 666 and encodes 221 amino acids.
AUGCCAGUCGUCGCAAACAAAGCAACGCAGCGCAGACCGGCGUUGCAGGUCACUGCCGGCUCAUAUACUUCUCAUCACUGCGUAGCUGAACACGAUGGCGAUGGUGAUGGCGAUGGCGCAACGAGGCGCGGGGUCCCCAAGGGAACGAAUCGGCCUCCAGGGGAGCAGGCGAAGACAACUGAUGAAUACGUUAACGGCGAGGAUAGGAAUUGGGGCGAAGGGGCUAGAGGAUCAGAGCCUCAUGGAUCAGCGCAGAGCAUGUUUGCGGAGGAGGGCGAGCAGGAUGAAGCGGAAGACGACGAGGGACAAACGUCAGCCUCCGCAAGCCAAGCGUUGCUGCGGGCUGCUUUCUGGUUGCUUGGCCGGCCCCGUGGAAUCCAAUCUAGAGCCCAAUUCCCCGCCACCGCGCCGUUCUGGGUGACGAGUUACGCCGAGGUCUCCGGGUCCUCGUCUCGCGGGCCCGUCAUGGCCGGGAAUACCGUUGGUGGCAUUGCUGAAGGAUCCAGAAAUGGGGAAUGCUCGUUUGGUGUUUGGAAAAGACGAGAUGGGCGGGCCACAAUUUGGGACGUUGUUAUGGUUAUAAAGGCCUACACAAUCCCCUUGCUACCUAGGAGACUGCUGGAUGGACGGAUGGCAUUGAUUAGCAUUGGCAUUGGCAUGGGAUAG